Molecule: messenger RNA, 798 nt
Organism: Thermothelomyces thermophilus ATCC 42464
Lineage: Eukaryota; Fungi; Ascomycota; Sordariomycetes; Sordariales; Chaetomiaceae
Exons: 2
Coding region: 1-582 (193 amino acids)
Source: RefSeq, a predicted model, not a curated record
AUGAAGCUCGUCGCCGCGUUUGCUCUUACCGCCGGCUUCGCCGCUGCCGCUCCGGCGGCCGUCGUGGAGCGACAGGCCAACGGCGCCUGCUUCGUCAUCGGCAACCAGGUGCUGCCCAAGGAGACGUCGGACAUUGCCGCGCAGCUGCGGAACCGGGUGACGUGCGACACGUCGCGGACGACGAUCGCGGGGGUGCCGGACGUGUCGUCGGGGGGCGUGACCUUCUCGUCCGUCAACUUCGCGACCUCGUCGUCGUCCAAGACGCCGCUCGAGUUCGCGCUCGACCGCUUCGCCACCCCCACGCCCCUGCGCAACGCCGACUUGGCCACCUUCCAGCGCCGGCUCGACGUCUACCUCGCCACCGAGGCCGGCAUCCGCUCCGUCGGCGGCAGCCUCGCCAUCAAGGUGCCCAAGUUCUUCCUCCAGUUCCAGGUCUCCCGCAUCCAGACCGCCCAGGGAAACCCCCCGACCGCCCCGGGCGCCCAGGUUGAUCACCUGCUCGAGAAGGUGCUCAAGAACUCGCCCCGCGAGAGCCAGGCGUUGCGGGACCAGGUCACGGCGCUGGCCAAGGUUCUGUCCUGAGAUUGUAUUAAUUAAACCCGUGAGCCGUGAGCCGUGGGCUGCGUGGGAUGGGCGAGAGCCGGGAAACUGGGGAACUGGAUACAAAGCUUUGUUAAUUGUUGUCGGGUCAGAUGCGAGACUGAUUGGGACCGGGACAAGCGAAUCGUAGGGCGGGUCAGAAAGUGCAGAAUCAAAGGGUUCCUGUAUUGUAGGAGGUUGAAAAGAAGACUGUCGUUU